AUGCCUGUUCACCAUCUCAUGGUCGGCACCUGGACCCCUCCAGGCGCCAUCUUUACUUUUGCUUUUGACGACGAGGCUCUUACUCUCAAGCUUGUCAAGAGAACUGAGAUUCCCCAAGAUGAGCCUAUCUCAUGGAUGACUUUCAGUCAUGAUAAGAAAGCCAUAUAUGGCGCUGCCAUGAAGAAGUGGUCUAGUUUCGCUGUUGAAUCGCCAACAUCUAUAACUCAUCAAGUUUCACACCCAAUGGAACACGAUCCCAAUGCUUCUCUUGCGACAACCAAUACCCGCGCCAUCUUCCUCCUGGCUGCCAACAAGCCUCCUUACGCCGUCUACUGCAACCCAUUCUACGACCACGCCGGUCACGGCGCCGUCUUCACCACAGACAAUACCACAAAGGCUCUCAAAGAGAAUGUUCAAAAUUACCCCUACCAGCCUAACACUGGCAUCCACGGCAUGGUCUUUGACCCCGAGGAGGAGUAUCUUUACUCUGCCGACCUUCGCGCUAACAAGAUCUGGACCCAUCGCCGCCUCAGCAAAGACGAUCCCUCACUUGAGCUAGUGGGAUCUGUAGAUUGUGCUGAUGAAAAAGACCAUCCUCGUUGGGUAGCUAUGCACCCUACAGGCAACUACCUCUACGCCCUCAUGGAAAAGGGCAACCGUAUCUGCGAAUAUGUUAUCGACCCUGAUACUCAUCUCCCUGUUUACACCCACAAGCACUACCCUCUGAUUCCUCCUGGGAUUCCCGAUAGAUGGACACAGUACCGUGCUGAUGUUUGCGUUCUAUCGUCGUCGGGCAAAUAUCUCUUCGCCUCGUCCCGCGCAAACUCGUUCGACCUGACAGGUUAUGUCGCCGCUUUCAAGUUGUCCGACACAGGAGCCAUUGAACGCCAGAUCUGCCUCAACCCUACACCAACAAGUGGUGGUCACAGCAAUGCAGUUGCACCUUGCCCCUGGACAGAUGAGUGGGUGGCCAUCACGGACGACCAGGAGGGCUGGCUUGAGAUUUACCGUUGGCAAGGCGAGUUCCUUGCCCGUGUCGCAAGAGUUAGGACACCAGAGCCUGGGUUUGGUAUGAAUGCCAUCUGGUAUGAUUGA
This is a messenger RNA of Fusarium pseudograminearum CS3096, 1095 nucleotides long. RefSeq lists its product as uncharacterized. The coding region runs from base 1 to 1095 and encodes 364 amino acids. The record is from RefSeq and is a predicted model, not a curated record. Lineage: Eukaryota; Fungi; Ascomycota; Sordariomycetes; Hypocreales; Nectriaceae. Gene Ontology annotation, molecular function: 6-phosphogluconolactonase activity; protein binding. The transcript has 3 exons.